UCCAGAGUUCAGACAUGCUCAACAAACAUGGCGGCCGAAUCUGAACCCGAGCAGCCGAAAUUAUCGGAGUUAUUAGAUAAAGGAUGGCAGAUCCUGGAGGAGGUGGAAGGCAGCAGCAGCCAGCCGGCCGGGGCGCGGGAAGUGCAGGACAAGGUGAAGCGAGGGCUGGGGAUGCUGGAGCAAGCCACCCUGAUGGUCAGCCAGCUGCAGCUCUUCAGCUCUAAUGAAGAUCUGGAUGAGAUUUCCUCUACAGAUAUUCGGUAUCUCCUGCUGCCAGCUCUGCUGGGCGCAUUGACUCUGAAGCAGGUGGGCCUCAGUCAUAGACUGCAGCACCUUGAAGCCGCCCGCUCCUAUUUCCUAGACUUCCUGAAAAGGUGCCAUGACUACAAAGUUUCCAGCUUCAACCUUCCUGGACAGGAAGAGGCAGUGCAAGGAGAACAAGUACCAGUUCGCAGUGCCCAUGCUGGAGUGCCACCCAGUUUGACUGCCAUGGCAAUGCAGAGGCAAGCCAAGAUCGAAAGGUAUAAGCAGAAGAAAGAGCUUGAGAACAGACUGUCCAGCUUGAAAGCAUCAGUGAAAAGUGGCACUGCGGAAGAAGAGCAAGUGAGGGAAUAUUAUCUACUGCAUCUACAGCACUGGGUGUGCAUUGCCCUCGAGGAGGUGGAGAGCAUUGACCAAGAGCUGCCGAUGGUAAAGGCGAGGGAAAUGAUGGGAGCAGAGGUCACUCGGCCUCCACGCCCAAAAAGACCACCAAUGAAACCAUUUAUCCUAACUCGAGAUGCCCUCCAGGCCAAGGUCUUUGGAGCAGGAUAUCCUAGUCUUGCUACCAUAACUGUUGAUGAAUGGUAUGAUCAACAUCGCAGUAAAGGAGUCUUCCCCGACCAGGGGGUGUCAAGUAAACCAAGAGAUGAGGAGCAGGAGGCAGCUGAACGGGAGCAAAAGGAAGAACAGGAUGAUUCAGAUGCAUUGCAGAAGGCUCGCAACUGGGAUGACUGGAAAGAUACCCAUCCUCGGGGAUAUGGAAAUCGCAAGCACAUGGGCUAAGAUUGUUGCCAGUCUUGUUUUUAAGUGACUUCCUUUGAGGGAUUCUGCAUACUGUACAGGUCAAGUCAGACCGGCGUGUGCUAGGGAUAGUCAUCGGUGGAGGGACAUUAGCCACCUACUGACAGUAUGGUGUGUGCCUUUGCUCUCAAAGUUGCAGAUACCGUGACGCAGCACUUAUGUAUGUCUGUAUUUACUUCUGAUCAGUUUUUUUUUAUUUUUAAUAAAUGUUUUGUUGGUGGCAUCUAUCAUGCUGCCGACGUGCUUGUA
Bufo bufo (common toad) is the source of this 1311-nucleotide messenger RNA. RefSeq names its product immunoglobulin binding protein 1 (gene IGBP1). Gene Ontology annotation, biological process: regulation of dephosphorylation; regulation of signal transduction. The transcript has 7 exons. Bases 28 to 1044 code for a protein of 338 amino acids. Gene Ontology annotation, molecular function: protein phosphatase 2A binding. Gene Ontology annotation, cellular component: cytosol. NCBI's taxonomy places the organism in Eukaryota, Metazoa, Chordata, Amphibia, Anura, Bufonidae. The record is from RefSeq and is a predicted model, not a curated record.